GCUAAUACCCGAUCUCAAAACACAGAAAACCUUAGAGCCCAGUUUCAACAGGGUAGUCUCGACUUGAUCACUGCUCUCUAUCACGAUCCAUUAUUAGUGGCGGAAGACGUUAUCACUAUCGACAAGAGUAAAAACUUAACAAGGUAUCUCGAACUGCGAUUUUCCUGUUCACUUCUUUUUCAGUCAACUGCUUCUCGUUCUAUCAGUCAUCCAGAAGUAUUAUGGAGUAUAUUUUGGAUGUUUAUACAGAAGAACCGUCAGAAGUUCGUUAACGUAAUAUGCCAAUGUUGCCCAACCCCUAUUAUAGACUCUGACUUAAUUCAGCGGAUUGCACGAGACAGCCAGACUACUAUAGGAAAAGCUGACUCUACCUGGAUUAACUUACAUAAGGAGUUUCUUCUUCUGAGUAUAAAAGAUUGUAUAUCUCUAAUCUAUAUUGACAUUGGUACAGUACUCACGUGGUUGUAUGUUAUUCAUGGCCGCAAGAUUAUCUAUUUCCCUUAUACAAUUAAUCUCAAUGCGGUUCGCUUACUGGCACGACUUGGGUCGGAACAAUUCAAGGGAUACGACAGUGGCUGGAUUCGAGUAGAGUUAAGACCAGGUGAUCUAUUUAUCAUGCCCCUAUCAUGUCCACACACUGUCUUCACACCAGAUAAUUCUUUAGUUGUCGGUAGCCACUUCUAUACCUCGGCUUACUUACCCUCGACAUUGGAAGGGCUCAGAUUUCUUGAGAAACGGCAAAAGAUUUCUAAUAAAUUAUUGAAGAAUAAUUACUAUAAGAUGCUCGCGCAGAUCCUUAAUUUAUAUAAUAAAGCAACUUGCCAUCUGUUCCUUGAUUCGCCAACAAAAACCAAGCUAUUGACAGCCUGUACUGAGUUUAUAACUGCUCUAAAGAGUUUUAAUCAGAGGGCAUAUAAAAGCUUCUCACAAGAACCAGAGUAGUCGGAUAAAAAUAAUAUAUUUGCGGACAAUACUUGGCUCAUAAGUUAUAGUCUAUAGUGACUGCUAUGGGGCUGCCUAGGUCUGAAAACAAUUAUAUGGCCUGGUAGGACACCAGGAAUCUCGCCUGUCUACACCCGAACCAGUAUACAAAGCACCGGAUAGCCUGCUUGUAAGCCCACUCUCAUUCAAGCCAAAGGACGAAGCGAUUAUUGAAAACAAUUUAAUAGGUUGUAAAAGACUGCUUAUGGCAUAUAGCUAGUUUAUAUAUGAUCAAAGAUAA
Molecule: messenger RNA, 1222 nt
Organism: Aspergillus caelatus
Lineage: Eukaryota; Fungi; Ascomycota; Eurotiomycetes; Eurotiales; Aspergillaceae
Exons: 4
Source: RefSeq, a predicted model, not a curated record